AUGGUAUUCGAAAGUGUAGUCGCCGAUUUAUUAAAUCGAUUUCUCGGCGAUUUCGUCGACAAUCUCGACGCAUCACAGUUGAAUAUCGGGAUUUGGGGAGGUAGGGGACUCUUUCUAUUGUGCUUGACAUUUUAAUUAUUUUUUAAAACAAAUUUUAUUUUGCUUUAGGCGAUGUCAAACUCACAAAUUUGGAUGUCAAAGAGACGGCCAUGGAUCAGCUGGAUCUCCCGGUGAAGCUCAAGUUUGGGUGUUUGGACAAUUUGGUCCUCAAAAUUCCAUGGAAGAAUUUGUAUACGGAGCCGGUGAUCGCCAAUAUUGAAGGUCUCUACCUGGUUGUUGUGCCAAAUAAAGGAGUUGUCUAUGACGAGGCCAAGGCCAAAAAGAACGAUAAUGAGACCAAACAGAAGGAGUUGGCGAGGUUGGAGGAGAACAGGAAGAAUAGGAGGAGUAAGUCCAGGAUAAUGUAAAAUUUGUCAUGUGCACUGUAAAUUUUUGUUCAGUAAUUUAUAAAACUGCCAUUUUAAUGCUUUAUGUGUCUUUUUAGAGCCAAAAGACCCUCAAGCCGACACUUUCACCGAAAAAUUGGUCGCUCAGGUCAUCAAGAACCUUCAAGUUCAUAUCAAGAAUAUUCAUGUUCGAUAUGAAGAUAAAUACACGGACAGGAGACGACCAUUUGCUGCUGGUAUCAGUCUGGGAUCCCUCGAUUUUCAGGUAAAUAUAAUUAUUUUACAGAUAAUAAAAUUAUAUUAUUUUGGACGACGGACAAGGAUUUCAAAGCGACUAUUCACAAGGAGACCCUCCAAAUCUUCUACAAAUUAGUCAACCUUCAAGAUCUCGCCAUCUAUUGGAACUCUCGAACCCAACUUAUCUCCGAUCUGAAUGACAGAAAAGCGAUCAGAACGGCCCUUUUGGAGACGAUCAGUUCGGCCGACAAGCGGCCUAAAGAUUACAAAUACAUCUUGGAACCGAUUCGGAUGGACGCCAAACUAAAGUUGAAUCAGAAACCAGAGAGCGACGGCACUAAUUGGCAGACUCCUAAGGUGGAUUUGGGCGUGGAAUUGGAGCGGUUGGCCCUUUGUAUUGGGAGAUUCCAGUACCAAGAUAUACUGCUGUUUUUGGAAGCGCAGGAGAGGUUCAAUCUGGCUGCCAGGUACUUGAAAUAUCGCCCGCAUCUGAAUGAAUACAAAGGACAUUACAAGGAAUGGUGAGUUGAGAGUUUAAAGAAGAAAUUAGUGAUGGUUUUAGGUGGAGAUUUGCGUAUACUUGCAUUUUGGAAGAGAAUAUCAGACGAAAGAAAAACAAUUGGUCUUGGCAUCGAAUGAAAAAACAUCGAAAUCUGGUCAGGGAAUACAAGAAAGCAUGGGUCAUGAAGCAAACGGAGAAGACUUUGUCCACCGAGAUCUCGAACAUCAUUGAGGUAAGAGGAUUUCGUUUCUUUUUUGACAUCUGCCGGGAAGGAGAAUACAAAGUUUUGUGUUUUAGAAUGCGGAAAAGAAAUUGGACGUGUUCAAUCUGAACAUUGCCCGCCAACAAGCCGAAAUGGAGAUUGAUCGGAAGGGAUUAACCCGCCUGGAAGAUCAGCCGCAGGGUUGGACUGGCUGGGCCAAGAGCUGGUGGGGAGGGGGAAAUUCGGCUGCCCCACCGAGCAAGAAUGCCGACGCCAAUGAGAUUGCCGAGAAAUUCCAGCAAGCAAUGACUCCAGAAGAGAAGGCCAAACUCUUUGAGGCCAUCGAUUAUCAGGUAAGGAGAUACGGAAGAUUUUUUACAUUGUUUUAGGAGAACACCCCUCCAACGGAUUAUCCAAAGGAAUUUGUGGAGAACCGAGUGAAAGCAUCACUGAAGACUGUCGCGAUUAUUGUUGAAGAUGCUCUGGAGCUGAAGUUGAGCGAUAUUGGAGCACGGUUCGAACAAAGACCCUCGGCCAGGGCUAUCAGGCAAGUAUAACAUGAUGUUAAGUUUUUUUGGUUUUUAUUUCUUUAUGGCGCAAUGUGAUGAUUUCUGGUUUUAGCCUCAAAUCAUCGGUCAAGUCCCUGUCGAUGAGUGGCUGCGGCACCCCGAUGUUAUCUUUAUUGGACGAGAAAACGGACUGGUUGAAGCUGGAUGUCAUUACAAAUCCUCUGAAUGGAGAAUACGAUCAAUUUGUGGGAUUGUUUAUUAGCCCGACUAUCCUCAGAUAUCACGCACCGGCCAUUAACGCCGCUGCAGAAGUUUUCAAGCCUCCAGAAUCGGUCAGACUCAAUCAGUAAGUAUUUCGUUGAGCUCAAAUGCGUUGAGAUUUUUAAUAUUUUUUUUUGAUCAAAAUUUGACGUUACGGUUUUUAGGCUUACAGCCGCUGCCCUCGCCCGAUACGAGGAUGUCAAAGCCCGGUCAGUGUCUGGCCUUCAACACGCGGUCGACCAGAAGUCCAAGCUCAAGUUGGACAUUCGAAUCGAUCCGGCGACGAUUGUGGUCAGUGAAGGUGGGGUUUUCGAUGCACAGAAAUCAAAUUUGGUCACUGAACUUGGAGUCCUCACCAUCCAAACGACCGAUGACGUCUCCGCGGAUUCGUAUCAAGACGUCAGGGAUGAGCGCCUGAGGGAAUUGAUGAUCAAGGCUUAUGAUAAAUUCGAUAUCAAGUUGUCUAAUAUGCAGCUGUUGUUCGGUCAUUCCUUUGAUGAGUGUAUGAAUGCCAGAGUUGAUCCCUCUUCUCCCUGCCACAUCCUGAAACCUACUGGAUUGGAAUUGGAUCUCCAUAAGAGCUCAAUCGAUGAUUUGAACAUCCCAAAGUAAGUUUAUUAUUACAAGGAUAAUAUAAUUUUUUUAGACUCCGUUUGUAUGGAACCCUUCCCGAUGUGGUCGUCAAAAUCUCGGACGAACGAUUGAUUGAAUUGGCCCGGCUUGGCCUUUCCAUUCCAGUGCCGCAGGGCGAAGCCGAACCUGAAGUUGAUCUGGCCGCGAAGGUGGAGCCGGUUCAUGCUGGAAAUCUGAGAGAUCGAGCCAAGAUGAGAGCGAUUAUGGAAGUCAAUGAACUUGAUGAGGAUGCGGUGAGAAGAGCUGAUAGAGAGGAAGCUUUGCUCAGCUCCAGGGAAUAUGUGGAUAACACCCAGAAAGAAUCGAGCAUUCAGAGAGAACAAAUGGUUCAGGUCAGUUUUUAGGGACAAUGCAUGUGUUUAUAGCGAUUUAUGGUCUAUAUUUGCUGUUUUUAGAUCGACGUCAACUUAAAGUUGAACCAAAUUGGAGUAGAGGUUUGCCGGGGACUGUCAGUCUUAUUGUCCGCCAAUAUCCGACAACUCGGGUUUGGGUUCCAGAUGAGAACCAACGACAUGAAGGUCCAAACCCAUCUCGGUAGUCUUACUGUGGAGAUGCCCACCUUCCAAUCCCUCCUCCCCAACAGACAGACCCUCUAUUUGAUUGACAAUUUCCAUGCCGAAGGAGAUCAUUUAAUGCGGAUGACUUUCAUCCAGGCCAACAAGGAGUCUCCCUUCUUCAAGACGGAGUACAAAUCAACGGAACAGUUCAUUAAUUUCAAUUUCGAAACUUUAAAUGUAACUCUACAUCAGGAGGCACUGAUCGAAUUGAAAAGUUAUGGAGAGAAGUUGCAAAAAGAACUGGCGGAGGUUCAGAAAAAGUAUGAGAAACUGGAUGAAUCGAGGGAUCCGAAUGGGAGAAAACUCAGCAGAAAAGUCAGCAUGGGCAAAGUCAGGUGAGAAUGUGAAAAUUUAUAGUUUGAAAUGAAUUUUUCUCGUUUAGUCUUUUGAGUUUUGCAUCGUCCUAUAACACCAACGACCCCAACAAGAAGAAGGCCGCGGCCGCCAAAAAGAAGAAGAAAGUUGUCCAAAAACAGGAAUCGGUGGAUGAAAAUCUCACCAAAAUGGAGUUGAAUGCGAAUAUAAUCUCUCUGCGACUCCUGAUUGGCUCGAGCAAAGGCCCCGACACUUCGUUGGACAUCUCCGGGGCAAAGGCCGCCGUCCUCAUGAAGCCGAAGGAAACGGCCGUGAAGGCAUCGCUGAGGGACAUCAAGAUGAUCGAUGAGACCCCCAAUGCAACUCACAAACAUUUGAUGAUCGUUCAGCUACCCAAGCAUGAGAAUCAAGUGGAUAUGUUCAUUUUGGACUUUGUUCAGUUGAUCAGAACCGACAAUGAGAGGAAGAAUAUGUCGACCAACGAGCAUGACAUGACCGUCAGAAUGAGAUUCGCCCAAAUGAGAUUUGUUUUCCUCAAUUUGUGGCUGAAUAGAAUGCUGGUGAGUUUCGUAUUCACGUUGAUGAUGUAUUUUGUUUUAGAAUUGGAUCUCCCCAUUCCAAGAAGAAGCCGCCGCUGCUGCGGCUACAGCCCAACAAGCCGCCCAGGCCAAGGCAUCGGAAGCCGCGAUGAAUGUCCGGGAAAUGCUGGAAAACAACCCUCAGAGAAUCAGAUUGGACGUGGAAUUGAACGCCCCGGCCAUUGUCAUCCCUCGUUUAUCCACCUCCGAUCAGGCCCUUUGGCUGGAUCUGGGUAAAUUGGUGGUUAAAAAUGGAUUCAGUGUUCAACACGGGGCUGUAGUGGAUAGUAUGGUCAUCCAAAUCAAGGCAAGUGGAGUGAAGUUGGGGGAUUAUAGGCUGUUCUUGGUGAUCUCUAUGCAUUUUAAUUGUAGGAUGUCCACGUUGCUGCUGCUCGGAUUGCCAAGGAUAAUUUGGACGUCGCCGCCAAGUGUAACAUGCUGAAACCGCUGACUUUUACCCUCACAAUCCAUCGAAACCUGUCAUUUGCGACACACAAGGACCUCCCAGAGAUUGCUGUCGACGCUCAUCUCCCAUUAAUUGAUGUCUCCAUGGCCCAGCAGGACUAUACUUUGGUGAUGCACACUUUGGCUGGAAAUCUUGGAGAAGGAACUCCCCCUCCGCCCAAGAGAUUCGUGGCCGUUGGACAAGUGGAAGAAAUGGGGCCAGAAGAAGAGAGGCAGGAUAUUGGGGCUGAGGUGGAUGUGGAGCCAGGAACUCCAGCAAAGAAGGCCGAAGAGAAAAAAGAUGAGAAAAAGAAGGAUGCUACAGAUCACAAGAGGAUCGUCUUCCAGUUUCAAAUGGAUGAAAUCGACGCGAGAUUGUAUACUGGAGGAUCUGGGUUGGAGGUAAGGAUGCGAACUUUUUUUAGUUUGAUUUACAUUAUCAUAGAUGUGUUGUUGUGAAUAAGGAGACUAAAAACCUUUGUUUCAGAACUCAGAAGGCACUGUGAGCCGUCCAGACAACCACAAGUUCGGUCAAAUGAACAUUGCCCAGCUGAAGGUGUCGGGUUGGAUGACAGAACAAGGCGCCAUUGAUAUGAGUUUAUCCCUGCGCAGUUUCACAAUGGACGAUCGCAGACCGUCGGAUCAAACCAAAAUUAGUCGCUUGAUGGACAAAAAACACUCGGGCACGCCCAAUUCCCUGUUUGUUUCCAUGAAGUUUGAGCAGAAUGCGAAGGGCGACAAGCAAAUUGAUUUGACCUCAUCUUCCUUCUUCCUGUACUUGUGCCCCGAGUUCUUGGGGGCUCUUUCGAACUUCUUUGUGGUCCCAAAACCUCCGGAAGAAGAUGAUACGGACCCGAUGUUGAUCAAGAGACCGGCGUUGAGUGCAACUCCGAGUGGAACAACCAAUAAACCGGCGGCGACAACCGAGACGUGUCCGGGGAAACCAUCCCCGGCCAUCACUUUGAAGGCCCGAAUUCAGGACAUUGAAGUGAUUUUGAUCGAGAAUUCAACUGAUCCAGACAACUCUCAGGCACUGAUCUUGUCAUUCUCGUGCAAAUCGGAUGUCACCAAUGUAAGUUUUGCAAGAAUUUUAAAGUCUUACAAGGGUUCGGCAAAACCUCGUCCCCUGGUUUUUUCUUGAAACAUAUACCAUUUGAAAGAGCGUAAAAAACUGGUCUAGAAGCGACUUUUAUUAGCUGCUAUUAUCCACUUACGCGCUGGCUAGCGAGAAUUUUUUAGUUCUAGGCUAGUCUCACCCUUAUUUUGAGAAAACAAACGCGAUCGAUUUCAAAAGCAAACCGAAGCAGUGCUUCGGUGGCCUAGUGGGGAAAGGCGCUGCUCAAGGACCUGCGAAGCGGGUUCGAAUCCUCUUUUGAAUUUUUUAAUUUUUCUGGCUAGUAUGGAACAAAUAGAGUCAGAAAGUUAUGUUUAAUUUUUGAAUACACCUUUGUGUAUACUCAGGUCCAUUUUAAUAGAAAAAACUACAACUUUUUCUUUUUUUUUAUUUUGGCCUCUUUGACCUUGUAGUGGGACAUCCUGGGUGGUCGAAACUUUCGAAGGCUUUCAUAUUUUUACUAGGAAUGCCCGCUAACGGAAAGUACGUAAAAAUUGAGUCUGAAAACAUCUUAUAUGUUUGGAACAUCUUCGUUUGUCUUGAGUUACAGGACCUAAAACAUCGCGCAAUCACUCAUUGAGUACAUCAACCUGAAUGUCUCAAACUCAGAAAACCUUUUGUAUUUUUUGACAUAGGUUGAAGCUUCAACCUCAUAAAUGACUAAUAUUUAUAUGAAAAGUGAUUAUUCGAUCUCGUUCACGUCUCAGAAGCAAAGAGUUCCGAAAUCCAAAUUGGAAAUUUUAGAAAAUGCCCGCUAGCCAGCCCGUAAGUGGAUAAUAGCAGCUAAUUCAAGGUGAUCCUAGACCAGUUUUUUACGCUCUUUCGAAUGGUGUAUGUUUCAAGAUAAAACCAGGGGACGAGGUUUUGCCGAGCCCUUGUUAGGGCAAUGAGAGGGUAUUUGCGAUAUAAUUUGACCGAUUUUACAGCAAGAUAAUGUCCAACAAGUCGAUGCUCGCAUCCAGAACCUCCAGAUCGUCUCGACUUACUUUGCCGAAAACAAACGUCACCUGGCCCAUCGUUAUGUCCUCAGAAAACUUGAUGUUGUUCUAAGCGGAUCCAUCAAUAAUGUGACCAAAGCCCAAGACUUUGCAAUCUGCAUUGACACUAUCCAUCUGAAGGUCUCACCAGCUGUCAUCUUACUUCUCAGCGCAGUUGCAUCAUCGUUCUCAGCCAACAAACAAGUGAUUGAUCAACAAUCGUCGACGAAAGCCGUCCUGAAACAACAUCCGAAUUAUUGGGAGCCCAAGAAAUUGGAACAUGGAGAGUAUUGGUGGUUCACCGAGGUCGCGACAGACGCCGCAGAUGACUUUAAACCUGAAUUGGAUAUUGUGGAAGCCUGUCCUUUCUUGGAAACGGUGAGAUUUGCUUAAUGUACAAAAAAAAAUUUUUUGGGAAGACGAAUAAUUUUGCUGUUUUAGGCGAGCUUUGUAAUUGAGAAGUUCAUUAUCACCGUGGAAGCCGACGUCGACGAUGGCACGAUCCCUAUGAUCCUGAUCGAAUCCGGCUUCGAGGGCUCGAUCUCCGAUUGGUCGGGGCGAAUGCAAGUGGACAGUGUCCUGAAACUACAAAUGAGCUACUUCAAUGAAACUUUCUCGGUCUGGGAGCCUGUGAUUGAGCCGAUCCAAAGAGAGAAUGGAGAAUGGGAACCCUGGCAGUUGAAGGCCCAAGUCCGAACUCAUUCCGAAGAAGAGGCGGGCGAGGGAAAAAUGCCCCCACCCAAGAUGACCGUCGACGUCUCGGCCUCGGAACUCAUGAAUAUGACCGUCACGAAGAGCUUUAUCCAAUUGACAACUCAUCUUGGAGAAGUAUUCGAAAAGGCGGCCAAACAGAUUGCUCCACCGAAAAGAAAGGACCUGCCUGGUAAGGAUAAGAUGAUUUUGCAAGAUUUUGUUAUGUAAUCUUGGUUUUGAUGGCCCAUUUUCAGGGACAAGCCCUUAUCUGAUCAAGAAUGAGACCGGAAUCCAUGUCCAAGUCCUGAAUUCGGAUACUAUGAAGGUGAAUGACACCGGCGAAGCCAUUGAUGCAACUCAUGGAGAUUAUGUCGAAUUGAACCCAAUUGGAUGGGAACAGAAAGUGGGCCUUCAACCGGAAGAAGACAGACGAAGAACGGACCUAUUACUGAAGUUAUUGGAUACUCACAGAAGAGUGGACGUCCACAGGGCCAUCAAAAGAUGUAUCAGGCUGCCAAAACAUGCCGAUUCUGGAAAACAGUGGUCGUUUGUGGUUGAUACGGACAUUGAAAGUGGACGAAAAGUUGUCACAUUGCAGUCACUGGUCAAUGUAAGUUGGUGAAAGUUCAGCUUUUGAGUUGGGGUUUGGGAAUGCUGGUAAAAUUAACCUUGUUUUAGUUUGUGAAUCACAUGGAUGUCCCCAUUGAAAUCUACUCGAUGAGAGAUGAUACGAAUCUUGACAGUUGUGGAACACUUGACCCCAACUCGGAGACCCCUCUUCAUGUCCCACUGGAACAAUUGUACACAGCCACGGGUCAAUUCUUCUUCCGUCCCGGCAAUGAUUUAUAUGAAACAUCGGCCGAGAGCAUCAGUUGGAAUGAAUUCGAUCAGACACAACGAUUCAUUGUCAGAUGCGACCGGAGCGACAAUCCAAGGACUGGCCUCUUUGUUGACGCUGUUGUGGAAGCAGAAGAUGUGCACGGAGAAACUGGAAAAGAAUUUGUCGACAAGAUCUUCACCGUCCACCUCUACCCCCCGUUGUUCUUCAGAAACUUGCUUCCAAUGGAAGUGCAUUUGACCUCGCCGGUGGAAAAGACCCUCAAGGGCGGAGAAGAUGUCCCAUUGAAUCUAAUAGCCGAACAGGAACUGUCGUUCUGGGUGGGUUAUCAUUAUAUUACACUUGAGAGUUGACAUCUGUUCUCAUGUAUAAUAUGCUGUUUAGAUUGACAAUGAUGGAGAAUAUGAAGUCACAAUGCAUUUGAAGAGAGAUCAAGAUGAAUUGGAAGUUGUUUCACUGAAGAAACGAGGAGAUGAAGAGAGCGAGUUGGUGGGUUUUUAUGCCAUGGAUAAUAUGUUUCCAGAAUCUCGGCCUCCAUUGGACAACGCAACACAGGCGAAAGGAAUGCGAGAUUUACUCUCCGUAUUGGAUUGUGAACAGCACUGGGAAGACGUUGGCCUAUCUGGUGGGUUCAGGGCGAUAUUAUUUUAGACUUGAGACGGUAGAUUAGAGAAAGUAGAGAACAGUUUGCAUUUUGUGAUUCGUUUUUUAUGUUUACUGCUACGAUCUCUGAUCAGUGCUUCUCACCGCUAUCACUAUAUUUUUGAAAACGACGCCAUUUUCAUUGUCCGCAAAUCCUGGUUUUUCUUGCCCGCAAAUGAAAUAAAAUGCAGAAAGUUUCCUCAAGAUGACAUCCAUUUGGUGUCUAAAGUAACAAGAACUCUUCUAGUGUACAAGAAAAACAUAUGUAUUAAAAUUGGCAUUUUUUUGCUUUAGUAAUCAUCGACACCGUUUACAAUAUGAUUAGGUUUUCUAUGCAGAGUGUAGACUCACUCGAAAGUAUGAGUAGAAUACAGUAACUUGCGGAGAAUGAAAAAAAUGUUUGCGGAAGAUGAAAAACUGGUGAUUUGUGGGCAAUAGAAAGUGCUGAAAAUGAAAAUUGAAUUUUUCAUUAAAAAUUUUGAUAUUAUAGGUAAUAUUGUGAUUUUUAAUGCACGUAUUACGAAUUGUAGCUUUUUAGAUGUCUUAUCCAAAAUUAAAUGACUAAUAACCUCACCCCGCCCUUCUUUAAUAUUUAAUUUAUUGACCGUUUUCACCCGAUUUAACCUCACUUUUGCCAUGUGUAAUGUAAUCAUGUAUAUACAGGGUGCGGCAAUUUUUCAGCCAAUUUUGAAUUGGCUGUAACUUCUUUUUUUUGGCGAAAUGUUUAGAUUUUUUUGAAUCCUCAGAAUCUUCCGUUUGUUUAUAUCGAAUGUGUUAUACGAAUCCACGCUUGUUUCUCAGGAACGGUCGAGUUCAAAUUCGGCUAAAAAAUUGCCGCCCCUUGUAUGUCGAGAAUGAAUUGUUGUGUUUCAUCUUGAACAUCUUUUCUCGCCCCGAAUAUUCUAUUUUUGUUUAGGAUCUGUGGUUGGCGCGUCGUUACGGUCUGAGCGGCGGGCGUCGCUGCAAUAGUUGCAUCAGCGGCCGAUCAACUCCUGAAAAUCGCCGACUCUCUCAGGUUAGGUUGCGGACGGAUUUGUCACUUUUUUGAAUUUUUAAAUAUUUGAAAUCGUAUUUUAUUUUGUUUUGAUAGUUUUGAAGGAGAAAUUGGUUUAUUAUUUUUAUCGUAUUUUAGUUCGUUUUAGCCCCAGGGCUUGAUUCCUCAGUUAAUCUUAUGCCAGUUCCAUUUUUCCUUCUUUUCCAAUCCUAAUUUACUAAUCCCGGGUUACUGUAUUUUUGGCCUGUUUUUUUUCUGUCCCUUUUCCAUUUUUUCUCAUUUUUGGCUUGCCUUUUCCCGUUUUUUUGCUUUUUUCUGAGGGAAAUGCAGGAUUGUGAAUUUAGAUUUUGGUUUAAUAAUUCGUAUUUUAGGCCGAUAUUGAGCUGAUUCACGAGCCACACAAGAAUCCGGUUCUCUUACCAUUCGCGGAAGAGAAAUUCAGACCUAAAAAGAAGUGCCGCCUGAGGGUGGAGAACAGCGCCUUGAGCGAUGAAUUUCCGUUGGAUAUUGCUGGUCAUGCUGGAAGAGUCAAGUGCAAAUCGAGCGAUGGAAGAGAAUAUGAGGUAAGGGAGACAUUGGUAUACUUUUUAGAGGAAACUUGGCUACAAACUAGUCUUUUUUGAGGAAAAAAUGAGAAUUUUUUUAAUUUUAGGUGACUGUGGAAGUGAAUGUUACUUAUUCUGGUCUGACGAAGAUUGUCACGUUUACUGCUUUCUACUUGCUCUAUAACAACACCAAAUUCCCCAUCGAAUUGAGAGAACAGAACUCGGAUCGAUGGCUGGAAGUGGAGCCGAACACUUGUGUUUGUUUGUGGCCCACCCAGAACACUCCCAAGAAGUUGAUGUCCCUCCGAUACAAAGGAGAUCAAGAAGAGACUGCCGUCUUUCCGUUCACCGAGCAGUUUGAAGAAUUCUGCCCUACCAAUGGAUGUGUAAGUGCCAUGGAGAUUAAGUGGUCUAGUGUAAUAUAAUUUGAUGGUUUAUCUGUUGUUGUUGUAGCAUGUUGGAUUCUAUGUGACCUGUUCGGUGGGCGAGAGCUCUUCGGUCGUCUCGGUGGAGUCUUUCCAGCCCGGAAUGGCCUCAGCUUUACUUAUCAAUGACACUGACAAACCCAUCAAAAUCUGUCAAAAGGGAGUGGAGAAGGAUAAAGCAUUCGAAUUGAAGCCUCAGGAGCAAAGGAUAUUCACCUAUUCGGACCUCUGUGUCAGCGAGAAGAAGAUCGAAUGGAGUUCCGGGGACUUCUCGUCCGAUCUUUCACUUGUCCGCACUGAUCUCGCAUCUUAUGAACCGGACAAAUCGAGGAGGAUCUUCUAUUAUUGGGCAUGUUUCCUCAAUGGAAGACAGAGGACCGUCCUCUUUACGCAGGAUUUGAGUGUUGCCACAACCGCCAAAGAAGCCUACGAGGUGGAGAGAAUCAAUAUGCAAGUGGACUUUAGGUAAGAUAAUAUGAAAUUGCUGAUGAUUUGGGAAAGUGUUUGUACUGGAACCUCGGAAUAUGAUGUGAUAUUUAUUUUCAGCCUCCAUGGACUGGGAAUUUCCCUCGUGAAUAACCUCCACGGCAUCGAAAUCCUGUACUUGUCCAUGUCCUCCAGUGGACUGAUCUGGGAACACAAACCGAGGAACAGAUUCAAGCCUUUGACUGUCAAAUUGAUGAAUGAUAUCGAGGCAAAGUAUCAGGAAUGGCUUUCGAAGGGAAAGCCGGAUGAGAAAUGCAAUUGCGAUGGAACGGACAUUGAUUUUGCUCAUAUGAUAAUGAAAAGGAAGGGGAAAUCUGAAGUCUCGGUGAGAAGAUCCUUCCAGACUGGUUUCUGGCUACAGUACAGACAGUCCUUGCAUCAGACACAGAUGCAUCUCAAGAUUAAUCAUCUUCAAAUUGACAAUUUGGUAGGUUUUCGAUAUCAUUUUACACAAAAAUUGGUGAAAUUUGAAAGAAAGUUUGGUUAUAAUGUAACUUUAGAUCCCUUCAUGCGUUUUCCCCGUUGUCUUGGCCGUAGUACCACCGCCAAGGUCGAUUGUCGCUGAUAAUGGUGGGUUUUAGUUUAUUUUUUUAUGGUUUGUUUAGAGCCGAAACCCUUCACCGAAGUCUCGUUCAUUAUGUCCCAAUCGGAACAUUCGAAGGUCACCCAGAUCAAGUAUCUCCAUGUGUUGGUACAGGAAUUCGCUGUCAGAGUGGAUAAAGGACUGUUGUUCGCAUUGAUGGAGCUGAGCAGUAAUGAAGUGAAUAAGGCCACUUAUACCCCCGAAAUCUUUGCGAAAGAUCUGGAAUUGGCCAAGCCAAAACUUCAAGAAAAGGUCGCCACGACUGCUGCCUCAACUCAGAAGGCCUAUUACGAUGAUCUGCAUAUCUCCCCACUGAUGGUGAGUGGUUUGUUUUCAUUUUAGAGGCCCUUUUUAUAUUAGACUUGAUGGAGAAUAUAAAUUAUUUAAACUUUUUGCAGAUUCACCUCAGUUUCUCACAAGGAGGUGCUAGUGGACACAUUAAGAGAAUAAAUAAGGACGGAAAGAAGGUGGACGAUACCCCUGUGAUGAGUGGAGUCACCUUUGAGUUCUUCGAAUUGCUGCUGAAAUCGGUGGGAGUAACGCUGACCGAAUUACAGGAUGUUGUCUUCAGGUAAGUGGAAAUAAAAGUUUAAUUUGGAGAUGGAAGAAUCUUGGUGAUGAGUUUUGUGUUUAGAUUGGCCUACUUCGAUCGUCGCUACACCUUCUACAGCUCUCCGCAACUUCAAGCCGAAGUCCAGAGUCAUUACACAAAACAGUUCAUAAAACAAUUGUACGUGCUUGUACUGGGUCUAGACAUUAUUGGAAAUCCCUUUGGACUCGUCAGAGACUUGUCAUCAGGCGUGGAGGAUCUGUUCUAUCAGCCAUUCCAGGUAGGUGAUACCGAUUAUAUUAGACGUGAAGGCUAAUAUAAAUUUGAUAAUUUUGGUUGAAAUGCAGUUUUAUUUAAUGUUAUGGCUAAUGAAUAUAUGAUUGUAGGGGGCCAUCCAAGGUCCAGAAGAGUUCGCGGAGGGCCUUGCCCUCGGGGUUUCAUCCCUUUUCGGCCACGCAGUCGGCGGAGCAGCCGGAGCAGUGUCAAGAAUCACGGGUACCCUUGGAAAGGGAGUCGCCGCCCUCACUUUGGACGCAGAUUAUCAACGAAAACGACAGGAAGCAUUAAAUCGACAGCCUCAGAACUUUGGAGAAGGAAUUACGAGAGCCGGGGAGAACCUGACCCAAGGAGUUGUGGAUGGAAUCACUGGAGUCUUCACAAAACCCAUUGAGGGAGCCCGACAAGGUGGAGUGGUGGGUUUCACGAAGGGCAUUGGGAAGGGACUGAUCGGGGCUGUGACCAGACCGGCCAGUGGAUUGGUCGACUUCGCCAGUGGAUCUCUGAAUGCGGUCAAAACGUAAGAAAUCGGUUUUUUGAGUUUUUUGUGGAUUUUGCCUUGGGGUGUGAGCUAAAUAGGAACUGCUUUGGUCAUUGAGUGUCUUUUAUUUUGAGUAUUGAGACGUUUUUGUAUUGGACUGGACCCUGUCUCUAAUUGCAGAAGUCGGUUCCGUUUCCGUCUCUACUGUCUGUAUAUCCUGUUUUGUCUGAGAGAUCUGAUCUUCCCCUCCCUCGAAACGAACAUUAGAUUACGCGAUCUGGAAAAAGAGUACAUCUCCGGUCCCUCUACUGAUAUUAAUCAUGAUUUCAGAGUCGCCUCCAAUGCUGAGGAUGCUCAGCACGUCCGUCCUGCCAGAGUAGUCCAGUCAGAUCUGAUCGUCCGCCCCUACAAUUACAGUGAUGCAUUCGGAGCGAAGAUUUUCGGCGCUACAGAUCGAGGAAAGUAUGCGGACACGGACAAUUUUGUGGCUCACGCCUUUAUCAACGAAAGAAGCGUCUUUAUUGUGACGGAUAAGUAAGUUGAAGUCACGCGGAGGGCUAAGGAUUUUAUUAUUAGGUUUGGACUUGGUAUAAGAUUGAUUUUUUGUGCUCAGAGUCUAGUAUAAUAUCAUCGUUUGAUCCAGAAUAAUAUUCUUGUUCAAGAGUAAUGUUUUCUUUGUUCUAGACGGGUCUUCAUGGCAGUUCAUCAAAGCCUUGGAGGGGCUUGGACCACGGGAUGGACCUUCACGUUUGAAGAAAUUAAACGACCGCAGGUUUCGGACGAUGGAAUAAAGUUGGAAUUAAAGAAUGCGAAGAAAGGAUUCCUUGGAAUCGGAAAUUCCUCAGGAAAGGGAAUCAAAUUGACGGACAAGAGAACCCUCCAACAAGUGUCCCAGAAACUUCUUCAAGCUUAUGAUCCCAUCUGA
Bursaphelenchus xylophilus (pine wood nematode) is the source of this 14213-nucleotide messenger RNA. Lineage: Eukaryota; Metazoa; Nematoda; Chromadorea; Rhabditida; Aphelenchoididae. The record is from the annotation of a GenBank genome assembly.